GAAAAUAUGUGAAUAAAAACAUAUUCGUUAGAUAAAACAACAGCUUUGCAUGUUUUAGGAAUUAUAAUAAAGCUAAAACAGUUGUUCUUGUAAUUUUCAUACCUGCAAGUGUCUAGUAGUACAGAGACGUGUUUGCGAACAGGUGGAAAUAACAAGUUUGGAUCACACAUGUAUGCUUCACUAAGGUCUUAAAUAUUCACAAGUAAUUUAUACAAACAAAAAUAGCAAUUACGAUGCAAAAUAAUGAAGUGUUUACGUAAAAACUUCUCAACAUUCUAAAAACACAGUGCCCCGUGCGCCAUGAUUGCAUUUUGGGUUGUCAAUGUCCGGUGUUGUCAGAUUAAAUAAUUAUAAUGGCGGUACACUUAUUAUGCGUUCAGGUAUUUUCAAUUUCCCUUAAUUAUUUUAUAUGAUGAUAAAGUUUUAAUAUUAGUCAAUAGAUUUAUUAUCUAUACUUAAAUAAUAAAGAUUAUCUAUACUAAUAUAAGAAAAUGUCAUAAUAAAAAUCCUAUUUAAACAGAAAUUUAAAAAAAUAUAAACAAACAAGCAAACAGGACUUGUAGGUGUGGUAGGUUUUUAAAAGUUUAUAUCUUCAAAACUACUGAACAAAUUUUUAAGAAGUUUGCAGUAUUUCUUAUUAUUGAUAACCUCCUUUUUUAAAAACAAUGAACCAUAAAUAUUUAUUUAAGAUUUCUUCAUAAAUCUAUAUGGGUUUCUAAACACGUGUUUAUUAUGUAUAUCAUUUCGUAUUUACGAGUAAUACAAAUUUUGUAAACUAUUUUUCAACUUAAGGAACAUAAGAAAAAAGUUAUUGAAAUACUCAAGAAACGAACUGCUUAGGUUAGGUUAGAACUGUGACCUCCAAUAUACCAAACUGCUUCCAGAAUAGUGGAUUAGAUUAGGUUAGAUAAAACUGCUGAAAAAGGUUAGAACUGCUACUAUAAUAAAAAUGUUUAUCUAGUAAAUAUAACUAUGUUUAAAUACAGAUGAAUGUGACCAUUUAUUAUAAUUUAGAAAUAAUAUGGAUCGGUAAAACUACUGUCACUAAAAUAUAAAAGUAAAUAAAAUAAAACUAAACCGACGUCAAUAAAAUCGUAAUAAAAAGAAACAAAUGAAUAGAGUAAUAAUACCCCAAAUUUUUGUCUUCCAUAAAAUCGAAUUACAAAUGGUGGUUUUUUGAGUUCCGUGCCAGGUAUUUAUAAAAAAAAAUCAUCGGGUGUAAGAGAAAAAUGGAUACUCUAAGAUUAAUUUUAUUCUAAGGAUAUGCUUAUAUUUUCCAAAUAAAAAUAAUUUUCUAAAAUUUUAAUUUUAAGGUCGAGUGCUUGUUAAAAACAGAAACAUACAUAUAUUUCAUUUUAAAUAUGCAAAAAAUACGUAGAAAAAUGGGUUGUGAUAUUUUAAUCUAAAGUACUAAAAAAAAAAUGCAUUUGUUUUUUUUUUCUGUGACUAAAAACUAGAUACGUAUUUAUAUGGGAACGUAAGCGGAGGUAUAAGAGUGCCUUCAUUAAGAUACAUUUUCUUUUAGUGCUGUUAUACUUCUUAUUUAUAACAUGGCUGGCGUAUGAAAAAUACCAAUAUUUUGUUUUAGUUUGUAUGUAUGUAUACAUCUAUUUUAGGAUCUAUCCGAAAUAACAAAAGUUCGAUCACUUCUAACAUCAAAUGAAAUAUUUUUUUACCGAGCAAGUAGAACGUCUCUAUAUUUGACAGAUUGUCAAAACUGCAAAUGGUUGAUGGACUUGUGAUGUGCUUUUUUGUAGAUGAAUUUUUCAUAAAAUAACAUUUUAUAUUAGAAAAAAACCAAUAUAGCAGUGUGAUCAAUUUAGUAUUUAUACUUUGUUAAGCUAAAAUCUUCCAUUGUUGGAUCCGAAAAAUCAUUCACUUAAAGUCGAAUAUUGAGCCUGUGGUUCUUCAUUAAAAACUAGAAAAAAAAAAUAACAAUUGCCUCUUAGUAAUUAUACUUAGUGUUUGCGACAAUGACGACUUCUUCCGAAGAUGUUUUGCUCAGCGUGAGCCAUGUGAGGUUUAAAAAAGGUGAUGGUACUUUGUAUGUGAUGAAUCAAAGACUUGCUUGGAUGUUAGAGAAUCGAGACACUGUUGCAGUUUCGCACAAGUACGCAGACAUCAAAACUCAAAAGAUAUCACCAGCAGGAAAACCGAAAGUUCAACUUCAAGUGGUCCUUCAUGAUGGCACAUGUUCUACAUUUCAUUUUGUGAACCCAGCAGGGGCUGAAGCACAAGCAAAGGAUCGGGAUCAAGUGAAACUGUUGCUUCAAGAUUUGUUGCCAAAAUUUAAGAGACAGAUAGAUGAUGAUUUGGCCACUCAUCAAUGGUGGCAUGAAUCUUUUCUAGCAGAAUUUUCUGUGAGCAGAAGGGUUCACUUCAGUGACUCCAAAUUUGGAUUAUUGUCUCUACAUCCUAACUUAAAGCAUUUAUAUGAAGAUUUGGUAAUAUCAAAAGUAAUAAACAGUGAAGAAUAUUGGAAUACUCCAACAUUGAAACAAUAUACUGAAUCAAAUAAUAUAAAACAAGAAGCUGGUGUGUCUGGAGCAUUCUUAGCAGAUAUUCAGCCUCAAACAGAUGGCUGUAACGGUCUAAAGUACAAUCUUACACAGGACAUAAUAGAUGCCAUAUUCAAAACAUAUCCAGCUGUUAGGAAGAAACACAGUGACUAUGUUCCCAACAAGAUGACAGAAGCAGAAUUUUGGACAAAAUUUUUCCAGUCACACUAUUUCCAUAGGGACCGUAUCGCAUCGUCAUCUAGCAAAGAUCUGUUUGGUGAAUGUGCGAAAAUGGACGAUAAUGCAAUAGCUUCGGCUAUGAAACAUACUACUUUAGAUCUCACGGUGGACCUGCCGCUGUUCAGCGAGGGCGGCGCGCUGGAGGAGGAGGAGCCGCGCGACCACGCCUCCAUACACCGCAACAUGAUCAAGCGGUUCAACCAACACUCCAUCAUGGUGCUCAAAGCUAGUCAUAAAACAAAUUCUAGUAGUAGUAGUAGUAGUAGUAGCAAUAAAACAACAAACAACAAUAAAGUGGUAGAGAACGGAGUGAAAGAAACGAACGGCUCAGAGAAGAGACCGGCCGAAGACAACAAGGAGGGGCCGCCGGAGAAGAGACGGAGAAUAUUAGAGAAGAUACACUACGAAGAUCUAGAAGCCGGCGCCGACAAUUCCGAGACGCAAGAAUUAAAGUUGUCGAAGAGUGGCGGCAUCUGUAAGUAA
Molecule: messenger RNA, 3221 nt
Organism: Diatraea saccharalis (sugarcane borer)
Lineage: Eukaryota; Metazoa; Arthropoda; Insecta; Lepidoptera; Crambidae
Source: the annotation of a GenBank genome assembly